Suillus clintonianus is the source of this 3411-nucleotide messenger RNA. Its product is annotated as Six-hairpin glycosidase-like protein. Gene Ontology annotation, cellular component: endoplasmic reticulum membrane. The coding region runs from base 92 to 3322 and encodes 1076 amino acids. The record is from RefSeq and is a predicted model, not a curated record. The transcript is spliced from 17 exons. Gene Ontology annotation, molecular function: Glc3Man9GlcNAc2 oligosaccharide glucosidase activity. Lineage: Eukaryota; Fungi; Basidiomycota; Agaricomycetes; Boletales; Suillaceae. Gene Ontology annotation, biological process: protein N-linked glycosylation; oligosaccharide metabolic process.
UGCUCCACCGGAUGGACUAGAAUUUCAUCACUUGUCCCCUUCCAUUCAGACGGAAUUGAUAACAAUCCUCGUUAUCUCUCUUCCUGCUAUCAUGUCAUCAGGUGCUAUCAAGACCUUACAGCAGAAACUUUUUAGAGGAACUGAAGAUACCAAUGGCACUCAGCAAAUGGAUUCGCGUGAUCCUGGACUGACAAUUCAAAUUCCCAAGGCAGAAUUGGCACCACAGGCUCCCAAACCACCACCAAAGACUACAAAGGCUGUUUCAGGCGAUCCUAAGAUUCAGGGAAAUGAUUCGACCAAGAGCUAUAGACAGAGGUUAUCCGAAUUAUUAGGGGUGGACUAUCAUGGAGUUGAGAAAUAUCGUUUGCUGCAAGACCAGAAUCGUGAGCGUCACUGGAAGCGGUGGGGACCAUAUCUCAGCGAUAGACAAUGGGCAACUGUUCGGGAGGACUACUCAGACAAUGGUGACGCCUGGAGUCAUUUCCCCCAUGAACAUGCUCGAUCCCGAGCGUACAGAUGGGGCGAAGAUGGCAUUGGUGGCAUCUCUGACAGCCAUCAGCGCCUUUGCUUUUCACUUGCUCUCUGGAAUGGGCAGGACUCCAUCCUGAAAGAAAGGCUAUUCGGAGUCACCGGCCACCAGGGAAAUCAUGGAGAAGAUGUCAAGGAACUCUACUACUACCUGGAUUCUACCCCAACUCAUUCAUAUAUGAAGUUUUUAUAUAAAUAUCCUCAACGCAGGUAUCCAUACGAGGAACUAGUGAACGAGAAUGUUCAUCGUGACCGCAACGUCGGGGAGUAUGAAAUUCUAGAUACCGACGUCUUCGAUCAUGAUCGCUAUUGGGAUGUUUUCAUAGAGUAUGCGAAAGACGAAGACGAUCCAGACAAUGUUUACAUCCGUAUUACGAGCUACAACCGUGGACCUGACCCCGCCACCUUGCAUAUUAUCCCGCAACUGUGGUUCAGGAAUACUUGGUCCUGGCCCGCACAGAAACCACCCAUGCCAUCAUUAUCCGCUGGCGCUACCGACGACGACAUUAGCUACAUCAAGGUUAAACACCCCGAAAUGGGGGGGAAUUUCCUGUGCUGCCUACCGUCUCCUCCACCUGCGGGCACGGACGGGAAAUUUGUCGGUGAUGAAGAUGCUGUUAUAAAACCGGAAUUGUUGUUUACAGAAAACAACACAAAUUUCCGCCGAUUGUAUGGUGGCAUGAAUCAGAGUGUAUGCGUGAAAGAUGCCUUUCACGACCAUAUCAUUCCAUCUCACAGACCCCAGCGAGGGCGCUCAGACUCACAUGGGCUGGAUGGCUCGAGUACUCCGCGUCCAGCAGUAUCCACCCCUACUUGCGAUGCUCCACCCCAGGAGUUCCCAUUUGUGAGCCCCGAAAAUCAUGGAACCAAGUCUGCAGCACACUAUGUAUUCCGCGAUGUCCCAGGUCAAGGUGGAUGUGCUGUAGUCCGUCUGAAGUUGACUCCACUUUCUCCGGACAAGGACCGAAGCCUGGAAGACGAGGGUGCUUUCGACGAUGUGAUAGAGGAGCGCCGGGAGGAAGCAAAUGAAUUUUAUAGUUCUCUGCUCUUUGGUCCCAUUAGCGACGACUUAAAGCAGGUGAUGAGGCAAGCGCUUGGGGGUAUGCUUUGGACAAAACAGUUCUAUUGUUUUGUACAAAAGGAGUGGAUUGAAGGUGAUCCAGCCCAACCUCCCCCUCCCCCUGGACGCCAACAUAUUCGCAACAAGCACUGGCGCCAUAUGCACAUAGAAGAUAUUCUUUCCAUGCCUGACAAGUCAAUGGGAAUACCCUUUUUUUGCGGCAUGGACACGGCAUUUCAUUGCAUUCCCCUUGCCGUGGUGGAUCCUGUAUUUGCAAAGAAGCAAUUAGAUAUCUUGACUCGAGAAUGGUACAUGAAGCCCGAUGGUCAGAUUCCUGCAUACGAAUGGAACUUCAGUGAUGUAAACCCACCGGUCAUCUUCAAAAUAGAGCGUAAGCUUACUGGAAGAGAGGAUGUCCCUUUCUUGGAACGUGUCUUCCAGAAGUUACUGCUCAAUUUCACGUGGUGGGUCAACCGCAAGGAUUCCGGGGGAAACAACGUGUUCGAGGGAGGAUUUCUUGGACUUGAUAAUAUCGGCAUCUUUAACCGUUCGGAGCCACUCCCCACAGGUGGAAAUUUGCGCCAGGCAGAUGGCACUGCGUGGAUGGCAUUCUAUUGUUUGAAUAUGCUAAACAUAGCCCUUGAGCUGGCAAAGCACAAUGCCGUAUAUGAAGACAUUGCUUCCAAGUUCUUCGAGCACUUCAUUUUUAUCGCAGACGCUAUGACAUAUAGAUCAGGUGACAACGAGUCGAGCCUGUGGAAUGAACAAGAUGGCAUGUACUAUGAUGCCAUUGAGUUUGGCCCUGGAAAUUCGGUUCAGCUUCCCGUUAGGAGCCUUGUCAGUCUCAUUCCUCUCUACGCGACCCUUGUCCUGGAACCCGCCGUAAUCAACCGAUUUCCCGGAUUCAAGAAGCGCAUGGAAUGGUUCAUUGAUAACCGGCCCGAAAUAUCGGGGAGAAAUAUGGCGAAUAUGAGGGCCGGAGGUAGAGGUGAACGUCGUUUACUUGCUUUGGCUAGCAAAGAACGCCUGGUGCGUAUACUGGAGAAGAUGUUAGACGAGGAUGAGUUUUUCAGCGAAUACGGCAUUCGUUCUCUAUCCAAGCUGCAUAAGGAAAAGCCUUGGGGAAUGCAGGUCAACGGAGAUUGGCAUGAGGUAGGGUAUUGGCCUGGAGAAUCCCUCUCUGGAAUGUUUGGUGGAAACUCAAAUUGGAGAGGGCCUAUCUGGCUCGCUGUCAACUUCCUUCUGAUAGAGAGCCUGCAGCGGUUUUAUCAAUAUUACGGUGAUGAGCUGCAGGUCGAAUGUCCCACCGGAAGUGGAGACUAUAUGAACCUCGUGGAGGUGGCAGAGGAAAUUCAACAUCGAAUAAUUCACAUCUUUGGACGUGAUAUGGAAGGCAAAAGGGCCACCAACGGUGGGAACGUGAAGCUUGACCAGGACCCACACUUCCGCGAUUACGUCUCCUUUUAUGAGUUCUUCCAUGGAGAUAAUGGGCGCGGUUUAGGGGCGUCGCAUCAAACAGGAUGGACCGGCCUCGUUGCAUACCAUAUCCUACAAAGCGGUGUCAGCUGUCGAUUGCCGAAAACUCCACGAACACCCCGCAGCCUUGUCAAUCAUUACUUUGAUGAAACAAUUGAUGCGCCAUCCGAGCACGGUGGGGAUACCCAAUCAUUGUACAGUGCCAUUAGCGCACUGGAGUUGAACACAUUGGGCGAUAUCUCUCCUGAUGCUCUGUGAUAUCUGAGACAAUAGUUACCUUGUGAUUCGCUUAUCAUAUAGACAGUGUUAGAUGCCAAGAAACACCCGUACAGCUCUGUACAGAUGCC